Molecule: messenger RNA, 5932 nt
Organism: Notolabrus celidotus (New Zealand spotty)
Lineage: Eukaryota; Metazoa; Chordata; Actinopteri; Labriformes; Labridae
Gene: auts2a
Product: activator of transcription and developmental regulator AUTS2 a
Exons: 20
Coding region: 681-4571 (1296 amino acids)
Source: RefSeq, a predicted model, not a curated record
CCUUCUCCGGGAUCCUGAAGCUCGGAUCUGGGGAAGAGAGGAGGUGGAGGAGAUACCCUAUGGUUUUCCAGUGCGGGAUCUAUUUUACCAGCUCCAAAACCUUCUUGUGCUUUAUGUUUUUUUAUGGUGACCGAAGGCCUGCAACUUGUCCGGACGCUCCCUCCCCACUCGCAAGGGGUGCAGCAGAGCAAUUUGGGGAGACUACAUGCAUGCUGCAGAAUCCAGAUGAGGAGGGAGAGUUUGCUGACCUUGGGUAAGAGGAGCAGUUUUCCAGGAGAAGAAAGAUGUGGUGUCACCAGCUCAACUCACCAUGGCGGGACAUGUUCGCUGAGCAGAUAUUUGCUUUAACUUGAAAAGCUCUUCCUCUGGCGGAUUCGACAGCUUGGUGAUAACGUGCUUAAUAGAUCAUUUUACACCUUGGUCGUAGGAUUUGAUGGACUGCCUUUGGGGAUCUUUGCAUGGAAGCUAGCUUGGUUCAGUGACUGCUGCAGAAAGUUGUCAUCUGUUGGAUAUUACAUGGUUCCUUUGGAUCUAAUACUUUGCUAACACACGCCUGGAUAUUGUGGAGAUUCUCCUCAGGGUUUCUUUUUUUUGUUACGAGUGGAGAUUGAGAGGGGCCAGUGUUUGGCCCUUGAAGAGUCUGAUUCUCUGUAAGAGGAGGGUUUAUCAGGUUGUUGUCCAUGAAGGACAUAGAUGGCCCUCGAUCCAGCGGCCCCCGCAAGAAGAGGAAGACGAGGUCAACGAGGGACCGGGAGAAGAGAUCAAAUGGGAUAAGAAACAACCAUGUAAAGGGCUCUGUGUUUCGCUUCUCCUCCGACUCGGAGAGGGAGGGCAACAGGAAGCCCACUUCUUCCCGCCCUCGACCUCCACGGCGGAAGAGAAAGGAGUCUACUUCUGCUGAAGAGGAUAUCAUCGAUGGAUUCUCCAUCACGGGCUUUGUGACCCUGGAGGCUCUGGAGAAGACCAUGACACUGAAGCCCCAGGAGUGCAGAGACAACCAGGCAGGUCCCCUGCUCAAGAAAAAGCCUGGCAGGGUCCCCAAUGGCCUGAGCCUGGAGCCCUGCAAGAACAAUCACCAUCAGCAGCAGCCUUCAGACCAGGAGAACAACCCACGCCUGGCACACACACACGGCAAGAAGAAGAAGAAACCCCUGAAGAGGAAAAACAAAAGACUGAAGCCGGGCCAGAACAACUGUAAGGACAGCGACAGCGAGAGUGUAAGCGGAGCGUCCAAGCCGUCCAUCAGGAGCAGCUCCAGAGACAGACUGACAGAUGGAGACACCGAGAGUGACCAAGACGAUAAGGUUUCUGAUGCCAGCUCAGAGAAAUUCUUCAGUACAGCUGCAGUUAAAGUUCCAGAUUUUGGCAUCCAUGUGCUCUCCACCAAUGGCAGCCAGGAGCCUCAUGGCCCGGGCCUCCUCAAGGUUUCAGGCCUAGAGCGCAGCCAGGAGAGGAGCCAGGAGAGCUGCAGGGACCCCCAACCCACUGCAACCAGCAGCCCAAGUCAACCUUUGCCCCCCCAAGUCAUCCCCCUGCCACAGCUGCCUCCUCAGCCUUCUGUCCCCCAACCCCUGUCCCCUCUUCGGACCCAGACAAACGGACCUUCCCAGGCCCCGGCCUCCACACACCUGCCUCCACGUUCAGAGGCUCUCCCCAGGCCUCAGACGCCCGCAGCCCUGCCUCUCGCCCAGGGCCAAGAGCCCUCACCGCCCCCCCCUCCCCGGCCCCAGCACCAGCCUGAACUUCUGUCCCAUCCUAGGCCCCCGCCAACGCCAAGCCUCCACCCACACCCACCGUCUCCUGCCCUCCCCACCCAUCACCCUCACCAGCAGCACCCCAGUCAAGCAGGGCCCCAGCGGCCCCCGUCACGCUGCCAUCCCAGGCCCCUUUCCGCCUACAACGGCCUCAAUCUCAACGGCCACAGCAGCAGCAGGAGCAGCACCCCAGGCGCCAAGCCCCACGGGCCCCCUACUCCCUCCUUACACCUCCCCCACCAUCCACCUCCUCCUGCGGCGGCAGCAGCAGCCUCCACCUUCCCUCUGCCGUUGGCUAACCAGAGCGGCCCCCACAGCUUCCCCCCUGCCUUACAGUCCUCGCCGCAUCCUCACCACCCCAAUAUGUUUGCUCCUCCAGCAGCCUUGCCUCCACCACCGCCACUAACGUCUAGCGCCCUGCCAGUACCCGGACAUCCUGCUGCUGGGAGUGCCUACUCAGAGCAAGACCUUCUGCGUCAGGAGCUCAACACACGUUUCCUGGCCUCCCAGAGCGCUGAUCGCGGCGCGUCACUCGGCCCUCCACCCUACCUGCGCACCGAGUUCCACCAGCAUCAGCAUCAGCACCAGCAUCAGCACCAACACACUCACCAGCACACCCACCAGCACACCUUCACGCCCUUUCCCCACGCCAUCAUGCCCACCCCAGCACCACCCAUGGUGCGUACCCCUGCCAGAAAUUUUGAGAAAUACCCUACAAAAGUCGACCCCUUCUACAGACACAGUCUCUUCCAUUCGUACCCACCGGCCAUGUCUGGCCUUCCUCCCGUCAUCCCUCCGACCGGGCCCUUCGGCUCGCUGCAGGGCGCCUUUCAGCCCAAGACCUCGAAUCCACUCGAUGUGUCCACGAGACCUGGAGCCGUCCCACACACGUUCCUACAGAAGGACCCCAGGCUAACGGAUCCAUUUCGGACCAUUAUCAGGAAACCAGGGAAGUGGUGUGCCAUGCAUGUCCACAUUGCGUGGCAGACUUACCAUCACCAACAGAAAGUAAAGCAGCAGAUGCAGGUCGACCCUCACAAGCUCGACUUCGGCCUCAAGCCUGAGUUCCUGAGUCGACCUCCGGGCCCCAGCCUCUUUGGCGCCAUCCAUCACCCCAGUGACUUGGCGAGGCCGGCCACGCUCUUCUCUACUGCAGGUCCCCCUCACCCAUCGGCAGGUCCUUUUGGUCACCCACCCCACCAUCCUGGAAACUUCCUCGCCCCAGCAUCUCACUUAGAGCCUUUCGGUAGACCUCCAUCGUUUGGAGGACUGGGGGCCCUCAGUUCAUCAGCCUUUGGGGGACUGGGAAAUCCAGCACUAAAAUCCCUAACAGCGGCCAACUCAAUGUUCGGCCAUAAAGACGGCCCCAACGCACAGCAGCACUUCAACAAUGGCAACAACAGCGGCCACCAGGAGCCGUGGAAUCGCCUGCACCGUACGCCGCCUUCCUUCCCCACACCUCCACCCUGGCUGAAACCUGGAGACCCUGAGCGGAGCGCCUCGGCAAGCUCGCACGAAAGAGACCGAGACUCUGACAAACGAGACUCAUUAAGCAGUAAAGAUGACAAGGACAGGGACUCUGUCGAAAAGCGUCAUUCAAGCCAUCCGUCCCCAGUCCCAGUCAACCCCAUCAACCUCCUCAGUCACAGUCGGCCUCCUGAGCACCACAGGAACCACCUCCCCCCUGCUCCUGGAGAUCCUCAGAGGGAGAGGGAGAAGGAGAACAAGUCCAAAGACAGGGAGAGGGAGCACUCAGACUCCUGGAAAGACAACGGCACGGACGACCACAAGCUCAAAGAGAACCAGCACAGUGACAAGGACACACCGGUCAUCCUUGACGGCCGAGUGUCAGACGACAAAGUGUCCAACAGGGGGACGCCAUCACCAUACAUCCGGCAGACCAGCCUCGAGCGUCCAAACGGCGGUCUGAGCAGGGAUGUGCUGGAAAAGAAGGUGGAGCUGCCGUAUGAGCACCAGAAGAAGAACAGCGAUGUGAAAGUGAAGGAGGAGAGGAAGGAGGAGCAGGAGGGAGCCACAGAGAGGGUAGUAAUCGAGCACCCAACACAGGCUCCCCCCACGCCAAACCUCCACCCUCCCCCCUCCUCCAUGCCCAUGCCUAUGGGCAUGCCUGGCGUCCAUCCCAUCAACUCCAUUAGCAGUCUGGAGAGAACUCGGGUAGUGGCGCCCUUCAUGGGUAUCAGCCCUAUCCCAGGAGCCGACAGGUUCCCCUACCCCGCCUUCCACUGGGACCCUAUGAGGGACCCCUACAGGGGCUUGGAAAUUCACAGACGGGACCCUUUGGCCAGGGACCUGCUGCUGAGGAACGACUCUCUACACCGGCUCACAGCACCACGCCUUUACGAGGCGGAGCGCUCCUACAGGGAGCGUGAGCCUCAUGACUUCAACCGAGACGCUCUGGUCCUGGAGCACAGGAGGGAGCAGGAGCGUGCUCAGAUGGAGGAGAGAGACCGCCUCAACAUGCUCAGAGAGGACUUUGAGCACGGGCGCCUCCACCCCGCAAUGCACCAUCCUGCUCUUGACGGACACCUCCCUCACCCUGCCCCUGGCCUCAUGGCUCCUGGACUACCUGGCAUGCACUACUCCAGGGUCAGUCCCACAGCUGCAGCAGCAGCAGCUGCAGCAGCAGCAGCCCAUCAGAACGGUAUUCUGAACAAAACCCCACCCACCGCCUCCCUGAGCGCUCCGCCCCCUCUUAUCCCAUCACUGGGCGCCCGGCCUGGCUCACCCAGACGGACUACUCCCCUGGGUACAGAUAUCAGAGACAGACCGCCUCACAAAGACAUCGAGGCUCGGUGAGCUGAGCCUCAGCAGACUGCUGCCCUGUGCCUCACUAACACUGAACUCACACCCAGCACUUAGCUUUGGGCAAAGCCAGACUGUAACAUAGCUGUGAAUAACUUAUGUGGGCAGAGACACGCCCACACAUGAAAUGUUUUUGUAUAAAACUACAAAAAGACGAUAACCAUGAAACAAAAUAUGGAUUUUUCAAAGAUUUUUUUGCAGUUUGCUCCAGCUUUUUGUGCUUACUCUCUUUCUUGUACAGUGAUGUGGAGCAGGAAUGAACACUUUGAGAAUGUACAGGUCCUUCAGCACUGACAGACAGCAGAGUGUGUAGAUAAUGUGUACAGUUGCUGUGCUUGCUCUGUAUGGAUUUAAAUCAUGGUACAAAUAUGCAAAAGGAGUUUUGAAAGCUUUACUUUGAACACAUGUAAAUAAAGGAGUAUUACAGUGGUUAUUCAGAAUGUGCUUUUUGCCGUUUUCUUUUUUGUUUCUUCAGUUUACGCAGCUGAUUAGCAUUGUACCACCACAGACCCCCAUAUUCAACUAUGCAACAAAUUUUUGGGCUCCCUUUCUGAAAGCUGGCCUUCUCAUCACUUACUGUGUACCAAUGAAGGACGAAACGCUGUAUUCUCUCCACAACUGAAGACUUAGAAACACUUCAACACAGAUAGAAGCUUUAAGUGAACCACACAGGGAGCAAUUUGGAUUCAACAAAAAGGAGAAUCACACAAGUCAAAGAAAUAUUGUGGUGACAAUCUUAGAAACAUAUGAUGAUUGAGGUUUUACACAUCAGAGAGUUUUCAAAGUUAAAGCCAGCAGCACAAAUGUUCAGACUCUUUGUCCCCUGAUUCUUCUCCGACUUUAACUUCCAGUCUUGUUCUGGGGAGAAUGCAGCAUGUUAAACACCCUGACAGCACAUUUGCCCGAUCAAAGGAGUGUAAAGUACAUGUUUUGGAAGUAGGUUCUGUUGGUCAAACAGUGUAUUAAGUGCUUUCCUAAGUUGUUGUACUUACAAAAUCAAAAGACAAAAAAAGCUAAACUCUGGACAGUUUGUUUCUAAUGAGCAGAGAUCUAUUUUAGUAGUCCACUGAAGGUUUAGUUGUGCGCUUCAAACUGUGAUAUCAUGUCGUGCAGUGUUUUUUAAUCCAACAUAAAAAAUGUCCACCGGAGCCAUAGUGGUUAGUCGACGCGUAUUGCAAAAAGAUUGUUAAAUGAGAAACUUUUUUUGCUGUUUACCAUGUACAGGGAAAAAAUUAAGUCUUUCUAGAUCAUGUACAAAAAUGAGAAAAAAAAUGAAGCGACUGAAUCUUCAGCAUGCUCCUCAUUUAAACUUGUGUUAUGUAAAUUGUGCCAUGUUAUUAAAAAAUGUGUACUAA